CAGACAUUUAUCACUACACACAGUCGGUGUCAUGAAUAAUAUGCAAACCUGAAAAGCAGUAAAAGACCACAAGGAAAGUGGAGCUGGACACACCUCAACCAGUUUGUAGCAGCUGCCUGUGAGGACAUACAUAACAGUCAUUUUAACUGCUCUUCAGCUCAUUUAAAGAGAUGGGAAUAAUUGAUAGUAUUAAGGACACAUUGUCCAAGGCUGUGUUUUCUCCUUCUACUCUGUUAACCGGCCGAGGCGGGCUGCACAUGGCCCAGAUCAUUCUUUCUGUGGUCACCUUUGUCUUGGGUGCCUUCAGAGGAGGGAGCACCCAUACCUACUGGAACUAUGCUAUGUUCACCUGGGCCCUCUGCCCCAUCAUGACCCUCAUCAUCACCAUUAUUGAGAUGUUCAAGCUCGAUGUAAUACUCAAUUUGUUUUGCAUGGACUGGGAUGACUUCACCACUGGGAUGGCCAUGUCCUCUACGCUCAUGACGGUCUCUGUCGCUAUCACUUAUGCCAACUUCUAUGCCUGCCUGAAAUGGCAAUGCCUGUACGGCUGGAUAGUGAGUAUAUUUGCUUUCUUGUGUGCCUUUGUCUACACACUUGAAGUGGUGAAGGACAAAUUCCUGGACAAGAAGAAAGGGAGCUACCUUGCUGCUCUGCCUGGAUUCUGGAAGGUCAUGGAGGCCUUUGUGAGCAGCAUGAUUUUUAUCUCACUGACUGGUUACAGAGACAAGCCCGCUCUGAUUGUGUGUAUUAUAGCAUAUGCCAUUCCUUUCCCCAUCCUCCCUCUAAUCAUAGCCACCAACAUCCUCAAGAAACUGAAGAAGUGUUUGCCCUUUAACCUGGACAGGUUUGUGUUUAUAUUUCUGGUGAUCUCUGUUGUGCUGUACAUAUUUGCUGCUAUUGUGUGGCCCAUUUUUAUGUUCAGAAACAACCCUCGACCCAAAGACUGUCCACCCAGCUUCUGUAUCUGGGCCAUAGAGUUUAUGGUUGCAUUUUUUACCUAUGUGAAUCUCAUUCUUUUCACACUGGACCUCAUUUUUACCCUGCUUGGUAUCUGUAACUUUAAGCGCACAUAGUGGUGACUUUCCUAUCAUCUUUUUUAGUACUUGUACUUGUUAAUCUGACCCAUAAAGAUAAAAAAAAACUCUGGUACUGGUAAAUGCUGCUCAACAUAAAAAAAA
Sander lucioperca (pikeperch) is the source of this 1178-nucleotide messenger RNA. Its product is annotated as myeloid-associated differentiation marker-like protein 2. The record is from RefSeq and is a predicted model, not a curated record. The transcript has a single exon. The coding region runs from base 171 to 1073 and encodes 300 amino acids. Lineage: Eukaryota; Metazoa; Chordata; Actinopteri; Perciformes; Percidae. Gene Ontology annotation, cellular component: membrane.